Messenger RNA from Anolis carolinensis (green anole), 3423 nucleotides. It is a transcript of the gene riok3, whose product is annotated as RIO kinase 3. The transcript is spliced from 13 exons. Gene Ontology annotation, molecular function: ATP binding; protein serine/threonine kinase activity. Gene Ontology annotation, biological process: protein phosphorylation. Bases 157 to 1716 code for a protein of 519 amino acids. The record is from RefSeq and is a predicted model, not a curated record. NCBI's taxonomy places the organism in Eukaryota, Metazoa, Chordata, Lepidosauria, Squamata, Anolidae.
GGAAUCGGGGCGGGAAGAGUGAAAGACGAGCCGAGAAGAAGCCGGAAGAGGUUUAAUUCUCCUGCCAUUCCUUCCCGGUCCCCUUGUGGCCCUCUUUGUUGCUGCCAGCUGGCCUCGCUUUCCCUUCGCUCUCUUGCCGCUCUUUCUCCGUCAGGCAUGGACCCCGUUGGCAUCGUCCCCGCCACCGAAGUCAGCCCGGGCCCCGCUUGGCCUCAGAGCAAGUGCCCAUGGGGAACACCUAAAAGUACUACCAUAUCAUGUUCCUUUGCUGAUGUUAUGAGUGAACAACUAGCGAAAGAGUUGCAGCUAAAAGAAGAAAGUGAUGCUUUUCCAGAAGUGGUCCCGGCUGUUGAGGGACCGUUUAUCAGUGGGGAGAAUACAGACACUUCCAGUGAUUUGAUGCUUGCUCAGAUGCUACAAAUGGAAUUUGAUAGAGAGUAUGACGCACAACUUCUGCGUGAAGAGAAAAAGUUCAAUGGGGACAGCAAAGUAUCCAUAUCAUUUGAGAAUUACCGAAAAGUGCAUCCAUUUGAAGACAGUGACAGCUCUGAGGAUGAGGUUGAUUGGCAGGAUACUCGUCAUGAUCCCUAUCGAGCAGAUAAGCCUACCACUACUCCCAAAAAGGGCUUUACAGGAAAAGGAAAAGAUAUUACCACUAAACAUGAUGAGGUUGUUUGUGGACGAAAGAAUACUGCAAGGAUGGAAAAUUUUGCACCAGAAUUUCAGGUUGGUGAUGGAAUUGGUAUGGAUCUGAAACUGUCCAAUCAUGUCUUCAAUGCUUUAAAGCAACAUGCAUACUCGGAGGAACGCCGAAGUGCCAGGCUCCAUGAGAAAAAGGAACAUUCUACUGCUGAGAAAGCAGUGGAUCCUAAAACACGUUUACUUUUAUAUAAAAUGGUAAACUCUGGAAUGCUGGAAAAUAUUACUGGCUGCAUAAGUACAGGGAAAGAGUCUGUGGUGUUUCAUGCACAUGGAGGAAGCUUGGGUGAAGAUGCUCCACCAGUACCUUCGGAAUGUGCCAUAAAGGUGUUUAAAACAACUCUUAAUGAAUUUAAGAAUCGUGAUAAAUACAUCAAGGAUGACUACAGGUUUAUAGAUCGCUUCAGCAAACUAAAUCCACGAAAGAUAAUACGUAUGUGGGCAGAGAAAGAAAUGCACAAUUUAACAAGAAUGCAGAAGGCAGGCAUUCCUUGUCCAAAAGUGGUUAGCCUGAAAAAGCACGUUUUAGUUAUGUCCUUCAUUGGUCAAGAUCAAGUCCCAGCUCCUAAAUUAAAAGAAGUAAAACUCAGUAGCGAAGAUAUGAAAAAGGCCUACUAUCAAGUUCUUAAUAUGAUGCAAAAGUUGUACAAAGAGUGUAAUUUAAUUCAUGCUGACCUGAGUGAAUACAACAUGCUAUGGCAUGGGGGACAGGUCUGGCUAAUUGAUGUCAGUCAGUCUGUAGAACCAACACAUCCUCAUGGGCUUGAGUUCUUGUUCAGAGAUUGUAGGAAUGUUUCACAGUUCUUCCAGAAGUGUGGUGUAUCAGAAGCACUUGGUGAGCGUGAACUCUUCAAUGCUGUCUCGGAAUUACAAUUUUCAUCUGACAAUGAGGCGGACUUCUUAGUUGAGAUUGAAGCUCUGGAGAAGAUCAAUGAAGAUCAUGUACAGAAUCAUGGGAAGAAAGUGUCUUUGUAUUCAGAAGUUGAUGAGAGCCCACCUUUGUGUCCCAACAAAUAGCACUGAGUUGAACCGAAGUAUUUUUUGCAUCUAAGUUCGAGUGCAGUGAUUUUCUGUCAGCUGCCAAAGGGGACAGAAACUGUCGUCAGCACAGACUGCUGUAAAUGAAACUUCAGGGAACACGCAUUGGUGCUUUUGGUGUUUUUAAAGCAAAGUUCACCUGUUAGUCCACAGGAUCUAACUACAUAGUUUUCUGAACAAGAAGUUACUUUCACUUGUCAGUCUGGCAGGUUUUUUUCCCCAGUUUUGUCACAACUGAGUUAAAUAUCAUUUUAACGAUUUGAAAUUUCCCAAAGAUGUCACAUUUCAAAUUAAACAAUACACGUGAGUGGGUUGGAGUGUUAGAUACUCUUUCCCUUUCCUUUCCAAAAAUAACUUUUCAUUCUUGAAUGUCAAAGUAUAUGCUUAAGGAAAGCUGAGUAUACGUUGAGUUGUUUUGAAACAUGAAACAUACUGAGUUUCUAUCAAAGUCUUACUAUUUUUACAGAAACUGAGAUAAAAGAGAUUCUUAAUGUUUGAUAAUGAAAAUGGUAUUAAUCACUAAAAUAUCAAAAUGUUUUUUAUGAUUUUUACACAACUGUUGCCCUAUAAUUAGAACAUCAAUUUUAAGACUUUAAUAUAGAUUUCAAGAGAAAAGAAAAUAUUAGAUUACCAACUGGAAGAAACUGCUUUAUUUCUUAGAACAAUUUGUUAAACUAUAAGUUAGACCACUUGACAUAAGCAGUUUUGAAAAAAAUGAAUAAAGUGUAAAUUAUGUGAAGUAGAUGGGAAAUAUACAAGAAAAGGUGCUCCCUUACAGAUGCAUAUUAGCUGCCUGGAACUGAUUGUUGAUUUCCAUGUUUGAAGAUGGCUUUUUUUUUUUAGAUGUGGUUCGAAAAACAUCACUUAUGCUUAAGAAUGUGCAUGCAAUAUAGCCUAUAAUGUGAUGCAAAUCCUGCAGCUGCUUAAUCAAAUUCAGCACAACUGGGGAUGCGUCUAGACCAGGCAUGGGCAAACUUCAGUCUUCCAGGUGUUUUGGACUUGCACAAUUCCUAACAGCCAGUAGGCUGUUAGGAAUUGUGGGAGUUGAAAUCCAAAACACCCGGAGGGCCAAAGUUUGCUCAUGCCUGAUCUAGACUGUUGAAAGGGUGCAUAUUGACACCGCUUUAGCUACACUGGCUAAGUACUAUGAAAUCCUGCGAGUUGUAGUUUUAUAAGGACUUUAGCCUUCUGUGUAAGAGUGCUGUUGCCUUAACAAACUACAACUCCCAAGAUUCCAUAGCAUUGAACUGUGGCAGCUAAAGUGGUGUUAAACUGCAUUAAUGCUACAGACUACAUGCACCCUGAAACUCUGUUUUUGAUAGAUAUGUGUAGAUUCUAGCCACAACAUAAUAAUGCACAUAUCUGUAUGUAAGUGAUAACAGAUCCAUUAAAUCUGCAUCUUUUUUUUAUAUAGUUCAUUUCAUUCCUGGAGUGUAACUGCAAAAUACAAUCUAGACAAAGCCAAUAUAAAAAGCUAAUCCAAUGACAGAGGACUAGCAUUUGAAUGGAUUUAGUAGAGUGUAAAAAAUGUGCACAUAUUUCUUUUUCCAGUUUCUUUUGCAUUUAUCUCCCAUGAUGCUGUAAGGGGUGGUAAAUGCUGUGUGAUGCUCUCUCAGUGGCCCAUGAAAAUGCCUGUCCCAUCCAAAAAUGGGAGGGCAAAUAAACAUCUCAGAUUAUGUGGCUGUA